AUGGACUCCGGCCCCCCCACGCCCGAACCGCAGCCCGUCCUCCCCAAAGUCGCCAUCAUCGGCAGCGGCGUCUCCGGCCUCGCCGCGCUGUGGGCCCUCACACACGACCCCAGCAAGCGCACGCACGAGGUGCACCUCUUCGAGGCCGCCGACUAUCUCGGCGGGCACACGCACACCGUCAACUACAAGCACGGCUCCGAGGUCAUUGCCGUCGACACGGGCUUCAUUGUGCUGAAUGCUGCCACUUACCCGAACUUCAUCUCCUUCCUCAGCCACCUGCGCAUCCCCACCAUCCCGACACAAAUGACAUUCAGCGUAACCCGCGACCAGGGCGCCUUCGAGUGGUCCGGCAGCAGCCUGUCCUCGCUCUUUGCGCAGCGCGCCAACCUCUUCCGCCCGUCCAUGUGGCGCAUGCUGUUCGACAUCAUCCGCUUCAACACCUUUGCGCUCGACCUCCUCUCCUCCGAGGACUCGGAAGAAGAGACCCUCGGCGCAUACCUGGACCGUGAGGGAUACUCGGAUGCGUUCAGGAACGACUACCUCAUCCCCAUGACGGCCGCCGUGUGGAGCACCAGCCCCGAUAAAUGUGUGCUCGAGUUCCCGGCGGUGACGCUGGUGAGGUUCAUGUGGAAUCAUAACCUGCUGAACAUCGUGUCGUCGCGCCCGCAGUGGCUCACCGUCAAGGGCGGCGCAAAGAACUAUGUCGAGGCGGUGACGAGGGCGGUGCCGGCGCACCAGGUGCACAUGUGCAUGCCCGUCACGGCGGUGCGGGGCAGCGGCAGCGUCGGCGAGGACGGGCGCGAGACGGUGCUCGUGUCGGCGAAGCGCGGCAGCGUCGAGUUUGAGUACGAGUACGACCACGUGAUUGUCGCCACGCACGGCGACCAGGCGCUACGGCUGCUUGGCGACGGCGCGACGGAGAGCGAGCGGGAGAUCCUGCGCGAGUUCCGCACGAGCACGAACACGGCCGUGCUGCAUGGCGAUAGAAAGCUCCUCCCCGUCCGCAAGUCCGCCUGGGCCGCCUGGAACUACAUCACCGCCUCGACGCCCACGUCCGCCAACGUCGCCCAGGUCUCGCUCACCUACAACAUGAACAUCCUGCAAUACAUCCCGCCGCAGCGCUUCGGCGACGUCCUCGUGACGCUCAACCCGCUCUCGCCGCCCGACCCUGCCACCGUCCAGGGCGUGUAUGAGUACGAGCACCCGCUGUACACGCCCGAGGCCGUGGCGGCGCAGCGGCGCCUCCCCGAGAUACAGGGGAAGCGCGGGAUCACGUUUGCGGGCGCGUGGACGGGGUAUGGGUUCCAUGAGGACGGGUUCACGUCGGGGUUGAGGGCGGCGGUGGGGAGUCUGGGCGCGGAGGUGCCGUUUGAGGUGAGGGAUGCGAGGUGUGUGAAGGGGGUGAGGCCGCAGGGGAGGGGGCUGGUGGAGAGGGUGAUGAGGGCGCUGGUGGGGGUGGUGUAUCUUGUGGUUGUGGUGUUGGAGGCGUUGCUGGGGAAGGGGGCGGUGAGGAGGGAGCCGGUGGGGAGGAGGAAGAAGGAGUUGUAG
Morchella sextelata is the source of this 1548-nucleotide messenger RNA. RefSeq lists its product as uncharacterized. The record is from RefSeq and is a predicted model, not a curated record. Gene Ontology annotation, molecular function: oxidoreductase activity. Lineage: Eukaryota; Fungi; Ascomycota; Pezizomycetes; Pezizales; Morchellaceae. The transcript has 4 exons. The coding region runs from base 1 to 1548 and encodes 515 amino acids.